Boleophthalmus pectinirostris (great blue-spotted mudskipper) is the source of this 3324-nucleotide messenger RNA. RefSeq names its product tRNA methyltransferase 11 homolog (gene trmt11). Gene Ontology annotation, biological process: methylation. Lineage: Eukaryota; Metazoa; Chordata; Actinopteri; Gobiiformes; Gobiidae. The transcript has 13 exons. Gene Ontology annotation, cellular component: cytoplasm. Gene Ontology annotation, molecular function: nucleic acid binding. The record is from RefSeq and is a predicted model, not a curated record. Bases 23 to 1408 code for a protein of 461 amino acids.
UUAUUUUUAAGUGACAACAAAUAUGGCGGCCAACACAAGUCGAUCACGCCUUCAGUUUUUACUUCAUCUUGCACAAGAUAAUUUAGAUUUUAGGUUACCGGAGAUUAAAAGCCUGCUCGCUCUCCGGGGAAAAUCAUUCACUCCAAGUUUAAACUUCAAAGAAAAGGCUCCUUUUUGGUGUUUAGAGGGUUUGUCUGAAGAAGAUAUCAAACAUGUCAUGGCUAGAUCUGUUUGUGCAAAAUCUGCCUUUGAACUCUGGGGUCAUGGGAAAACACACAGUGAUCUCAAAACAUCACUCUUAAGCUAUCCAGCAGAGAACAUGACUCCAUUCAUGCAGCAAGACUCCACCUACAGGAUCAAUGUGUACACCUUUAAUAAGACUCUGGAGUUUGCUGAAAGAAUAAAAAGGAUUGAUGACAUGGAGUAUCUCCCCUUUGAGGGAAGGGUCAGCCUUAAAAGUCCACAGCACAUUUUCUGCCUGCUUGAAGAUUACGGAACAGAUCCCAACAACAUUCCUGAGCUUCCAGACUAUGUGUACUUUGGCCGCUGGAUUGCAGAUGGACAACGAGAGCUGAUUAGAUCCCACAGUGUAAAGAACAGGCACUUCAUAGGGAACACUAGCAUGGAUGCUGGCCUCUCUUUUAUCAUGGCUAAUCAUGCAAAAGUAAAACAAAAUGAUGUAGUAUUUGACCCAUUUGUUGGAACAGGGAGCCUUUUGGUUGCUUGUUCACAGUUCGGAGCCUAUGUAUGUGGAACAGACAUUGAUUACAAUAUUAUUCAUGGAAGGGGACGGUCAAGUCGGAAAAAACAAAAGUGGAGAGGGCCAGAUGAGAACAUCAGAGCUAAUCUGCGGCAGUAUGGUACAGAGAUGCUGUAUUUAGACGUGAUGGUGUCUGAUGCAUCUAAGCCUGUGUGGAGAAAGGCCCCUCUAUUUGAUGCCAUCAUUACUGAUCCCCCAUAUGGCAUCCGUGAAUCAACUAGAAGAACCGGCUCACACAAAGAUAUUAUUAAGCCUUGUGAUGGCGUUUAUGCAGAGUCGCAUGUCCCUGUGUCUCAGGCGUAUCAUCUCAGUGACAUUUUUCAAGACCUGUUGAGCUUCUCUGCACAUCACCUUGUCCUGGGAGGAAGACUCGUUUACUGGCUGCCUGUAUAUAGACCAGACUAUUCUGAGGAGAUUGUGCCUCUUCAUCCAUGUCUCCAGCUCCUCAGUAACUGUGAGCAGGUUCUGUCUAGUCACACUUCUCGUCGUCUGAUCACUAUGGAGAAGGUCAAAGAGCCAGAGGGGACGGACAACCAGGCUCACCUGCUCGACCCGCGUUUCAGUCCUUAUGAGGGACACAACGCCUUCAGGGAGAAGUAUUUCAGUGGACUAAACAAAAGAGGCGUCAAAGAGGACAAUGGACAAUGAGGAACAACUAUGGACCAAGGUCUUACUAAAGGACAGAAAAAUAAUUCAACAUUAUUGUUGGACUGUAAAAAUGUAACUUACAACUUUUAGUGUUGUUUUAGUUAGUUUUUUGUACUGCAAAUAAACUUAAGUACAUUUUUCAUUUCAAUAAGAGUGAUUACCAUUCCUUUCUCCCCAUGGAUGUCUGUACUUCAGUUCCCAUUCCCAUUUAUAAAAGAACUGUAAAAUGAUAGGCUGGUUGUAUAUAGGCCUAUUAUUUUGUUGAUGCUCCAAUCAAUUUAUCUCUGGAUUUGAAUUUAAAGAUGCAUUAUCAAUUUUUCCUGAGGAGGGUCUACCAUUUGCUUAGCUCAUGCGGAUUUGCUUUACAAAUAAUGUUCCACCAUAUGGCAUUCAACUUUAAUUCAACUUUAAUUUUUUGUGUUUGUAUACUUUUAUAAAUAAGCAGUCAAUCUGUCUCCAGAGUUGCCUUUUUACCAAUCUGACCUGUAAUUUAGCUUACUGGUGUCACCUGAUUGUCUCCCUUCGCUUGAAAAAUUACAUAAUGAUGCACCUUUAAAUGUAAUGCACUGAAACCUUAAAGGGCCCAUAUUACUCCAUUUUCUGAUCUAUGUUACUUAUCAUGUUGUUUCUUCAUCAAAAACACGCCUGGAGUUGUGGUUUGUGUUUGUGUUUACAUUCACACAUGUUUAACACACAAAUCCUGCAUAUUUAGUUCUUCUCUUAAACUGAAAACACACUGCUCCACGGUACAUAAUACAGGAAGUGCUCAAUGUGUUUUUAAACUCCACCCUCACUAGAAACAAUUUGAAUAAUUUCAGCCCUUGAAUAGCCAAUCUCAAAGUAAAAGGUAGUUGUUACCUUGAAAACGUCCAUUUCAUGAAAUUACAAGAUGGAACAUAGGACGAAGAUGGAGACAGGCCAAUAAUGCAGGAUUACUUAUGUGUGAAUGAAACAAAAGAGAAUUCCAGGUAUGUUUUUGAUGAGGUAGCUGCAUUAUCUCAUGGCUUAAAGCUCACAAAAGUAAUUUUUUUGUAAUAUAGGACCUAAAGUAAGUUAAUGUAUAUGUCCUCUGGUGUAGACUUGAACCCAUAUGAUAGGGCGUCCCCACCUCACAGCGCACCAUUGCAGUUACUCAGCAGCUUUUGUUGUCUUCAACCACAGUUUACAUGCAGCAGGCUCAUUAUUCAUCUGCACUAGGCUUUUAUACUGUAUGUCUAUGGCUAUACUCGUUUGCAGUGUUUAUCACUUGGGCCUCUGCCUUUCCAUCACACUUCCCUGGUUUGCCCUCCUUCUCAGGCACAAGGCUUCCAGGCUCCAUCACUUGAUACCCAACUGGCCAACGUUUGUGGCCUACAUUGUUUAUAGUUCCCACAGAGCCUUUGGUUGCCUCUCAUCAUCAGAAAAUCAAAUAACUCCACACGGCAUUUCAACUUGACUUAUUGCCUCGGUCCGCUUAACCAUUUCUUCUUGUCACAUGUAAAUCACAAGUGUUUACCACAACACAAGGCCAAUAGGUUUGAGGGCAGCACAUUUAAUUUCUAAUUCAGUAGAUGGAUGUCUUUAUGUAAGCGUGCGUGUGCUGCUAUAAGGAUAAAAUAUGUUUUCAAGAGUCUCCGAUAAUGUGAGUGUAAUUAGCAGAGGAGAGCGGGGGGUUCCUCUCCACACCACAAAAUGCUGUCCAGACUUUGAGGAAGUAGUGUGUGUAAAAUCUGUUUUUGCUUGUUUUGAUGCAACCAAGCAAAGCUCUAGUGUAUUUCAGGGACAGUAAAAAUAUCUUGCUGUACUGUGGCUUUUGUUUUACAAGCCCUUUUUGCUUACGAUUUUACAAAGUUGUUUUAUCUGUAUUUAACUUUUGUAUCCAAAUUGAUGUUAUUGGUUUUACUAUGCCACUGCAAAUAAGACCACAUUUUCUCUAA